Canariomyces notabilis is the source of this 1934-nucleotide messenger RNA. Its product is annotated as AAA-domain-containing protein. NCBI's taxonomy places the organism in Eukaryota, Fungi, Ascomycota, Sordariomycetes, Sordariales, Chaetomiaceae. The record is from RefSeq and is a predicted model, not a curated record. Gene Ontology annotation, molecular function: ATP hydrolysis activity; ATP binding. The coding region runs from base 304 to 1620 and encodes 438 amino acids. Gene Ontology annotation, biological process: endosomal transport; vacuole organization. The transcript has 3 exons.
GCACCUGCACGAAUCCAAGAAGUGACGAACAACUCCCCUCCCAGAUGCAACUUCAUCUAUUCCGGAUUUCCUCCCCCAGUUCAUUCAGGUAACUUGAACGACACACGCGUCGCAAAUUCGAGGACCGGGCACGAGUUUCAGUAAGCCCCCGCCUUCUGGUCCUUCUGCCCUGGCGCUUGAGAGACGAGGACUUGCGCUCGUCCCUGGCCAAAUGCCAGCAUCCCUGCGGCAGCGACCCAAAACACCAAGCACACCCUAGAUUUCUCCCACUUCUGUCCGAACCGCCGAACGCUGCAGCCCAUCAUGUCAAACACGGAUUUCCUGGACCGCGCAAUCAAGCAGGUGCGCCAAGCCAUCGACGCCGACAACGCGGCGCAAUAUGAAAAGGCCUACCAACUCUACUACCAGUCCCUGGAGCUGUUCAUGCUGGCGCUUAAGUGGGAAAAGAAUCCCAAGUCCAAGGAGAUGAUACGUGCCAAGACCAGCGAGUACAUGGACCGGGCCGAGAAACUCAAGGCACAUAUCGCGGACUCGGAGGCCAAGCGCAAGAAGCCCGGGAUGGUGGGUGCUAACGGCACAUCAACGGCGGGCACGGGUAAGGGCAAGGAGGCCGGCGAAGACGGGGCCCCUGAGCUGGACGAGGACAGCAAGAAGCUUCGAAACGCGCUCGCAGGAGCGAUUCUACAGGAACGACCCAACAUCAGGUGGGAUGAUGUUGCCGGGCUCGACGGGGCCAAGGAGGCGCUCAAGGAGGCGGUUCUACUGCCCAUCAAGUUUCCGCACCUGUUCCAGGGCAAGCGGCAACCAUGGAAAGGCAUCUUGCUGUACGGCCCUCCCGGCACAGGCAAGAGUUACCUGGCCAAGGCUGUCGCAACGGAAGCGAAAAGUACGUUCUUCAGCGUGAGCAGCUCGGACCUGGUGAGCAAGUGGAUGGGUGAAAGUGAAAGACUAGUCCGGCAGCUUUUCGCCAUGGCGCGUGAGAACAAGCCCUCCAUCAUUUUCAUCGACGAGAUCGACGCGCUGUGCGGUCCGCGCGGCGAAGGCGAGUCGGAAGCCUCCCGAAGGAUAAAGACCGAGAUGCUGGUACAAAUGGACGGCGUGGGCAAGGAUACCAAGGGAGUGCUGAUCCUGGGCGCGACAAACAUACCCUGGCAGCUUGACGCCGCCAUCCGCCGUCGAUUCCAGCGCAGGGUGCACAUCAGCCUGCCCGACCUCGCCGCUCGAACCACCAUGUUCAAGCUCGCCGUGGGUGACACCAAGACGGCGCUGAAACCUGAAGACUUUCGUGAGCUGGCCAAGGCGUCAGAGGGAUACUCCGGCUCCGACAUUAGCAUUGUGGUGCAAGAUGCGUUGAUGCAGCCCGUGCGCAAGAUCCAGCAGGCGACACAUUUCAAAAGGGUAACUGUAGAUGGCAAGGAAAAGCUCACGCCCUGCUCUCCAGGGGAUCCCGACGCAAUAGAAAUGACAUGGGAGAAGUUAGGUACGGAUGAGCUGCUCGAGCCAGUGGUGGAGAAGAAAGAUUUCAUUAGAGCUAUCAAGUCCAGCCGGCCAACUGUUUCCGAAGUGGACCUGAAGAAGAACGAGGAAUGGACCAGGGAGUUUGGCAGCGAAGGGGCAUAGCUCAAACAUUCUGACAAGCUACACCGGCUUGAAAACGAUCAUGUUGUCACCUGGCGGGCCGUGGUCUCAGUAAUUGCAGAAUUCGCGGAGGGAGGAUACCGAUUUGGAAUGUUCACGGAUGGGUUGACUGGCGUCUGGCGUUUGUGUGAGAUCCGUCGUCGGCCCAGCAUAUGGCGCGUGCUUGCUUUGUGCGCCUGGCAGCGUUGGGGAUGAUUUGUAGAAUGACAUCGACGUAUAUGAACAGGAGAGCAUGCCAACUCCAGCCCUUUCAAUGGCACAGCCCCUUUCCAAUCACAUGUGGGCACAUAUCAGCA